Messenger RNA from Podospora pseudocomata, 986 nucleotides. RefSeq names its product DNA replication protein psf1 (gene PSF1). Bases 336 to 986 code for a protein of 216 amino acids. The record is from RefSeq and is a predicted model, not a curated record. Gene Ontology annotation, biological process: DNA strand elongation involved in mitotic DNA replication; DNA replication. The transcript has 3 exons. Lineage: Eukaryota; Fungi; Ascomycota; Sordariomycetes; Sordariales; Podosporaceae. Gene Ontology annotation, cellular component: GINS complex.
GUCGAAUCCAAAUCUCUAUGUAUACGCAAAUCUAUCUCAACCUUGCCUGAGAGCAAUAGACCUCGAAGACUGUUUUCAUUGCUCAUCUGAUAUCUUCACACUGGAGAUCGUCGAGGUUCAAUUAAAGUGGGACUAUCGCGUCAAAUACCCAAUCAUGUCUCUUACACAGACCACCUAAAUGGGAGCCCGACGCGGCGCGACUUCCACUUGGUUUCUCACUCUCACCACCCUUCUUCUCACAACCAAGUACAACAAAAUCUAGAGGAGCCUUUCACUUGAGCCAAAUCUCUUACUUCUCACUGCGACUCCAAAUAUAACUCGCCAACUUAUCCAAGAUGCCGAUGUACGGAGAUCAGGGCAACAAAUUGGUGCAACACGCCAAACGCAUGCAGAACCUCGCCCACCUGCCACCAUACCAGACAGAGCUCGUCCGCGCCGUGACACGUGAGGUGCGAGAUUUGGACAAGGACGUGGCCAGCCUCCUCGAACCUUUUCAGGGGUCAUUUGACCCCUCUGCAGACCAGUCCACGGCUUGCACCCUACUGGUCAACCAUCUGUCUAUGCGGAGAAACAAGCGGUGCCUCCUUGCCUACCACCGCACCAGGACAGAUAAGCUGGAGGAGCUGGUAUGGAACGGGUCAGAUGUCCUAGACCUCGCUGGCCAGCAAGCGGGAGGUGGUGCCAAUGGCGCAACUGCCACGGCCGAUGGUGGGGCGAGUAGCAGUCUGAGCCCACAAGAGGAGGACUACGUUCGACAAUACGGCGACCUCCUCGCGGCCUACAAGGGCCAGUGGACAGAUAUUGACCUAACUGGCAGCCUCGAGCCGCCUAGAGAUCUCUUCAUUGACGUGCGGGUGCUCAAAGAUGCGGGGGAGAUCCAGACCGAAUACGGGGCUAUCAAUCUCACCAAGAACAGCCAGUUCUAUGUUCGGCAAGGAGAUGUUGAGCGCCUGAUCGCCCAGGGCUACCUUCAGAAGCUUGGCUGA